Suncus etruscus (white-toothed pygmy shrew) is the source of this 2961-nucleotide messenger RNA. It is a transcript of the gene CACTIN, whose product is annotated as cactin, spliceosome C complex subunit. Gene Ontology annotation, cellular component: spliceosomal complex; cytoplasm. Gene Ontology annotation, molecular function: protein binding. The coding region runs from base 10 to 2289 and encodes 759 amino acids. The record is from RefSeq and is a predicted model, not a curated record. The transcript is spliced from 10 exons. Lineage: Eukaryota; Metazoa; Chordata; Mammalia; Eulipotyphla; Soricidae. Gene Ontology annotation, biological process: negative regulation of innate immune response; mRNA cis splicing, via spliceosome.
UCCCAGCCGAUGGGUCGGGAGUCACGCUCGCGAUCGCGGUCAGCGGGGCGCCGGAGUCGAAAGCGGCGGAGUCGGAGCCGGAACCGGAGUCGAAGCCGGAGUCGGAACCGGAGUCGAAGCCGGAGUAGAAGCCGAAGCCAUGAGCGGAGAAGCCGGCGGCACCGUGACAGCGAGGGGAAGCGCAAGCGGAGGCGGCGGAGUCAGGAUCGCAGCAGGUCGGCCUCAGAGGAUGAACAGUGGAAGCACCGAGGGACCCGCUGGCGCCCGCAGGAUCAUUCCCCCGAGCCUGGUUCUGACUAUGAGCAGCAGUUGCGGGGCCGUUGGAGCCGCCACCACCGGCGGCGAAGACGUUCUCGCUCAUGGUCCCCGGGAUCAUCGGCGUCCAGCUCGGCUUCCCGCCAUGGUUCCGAGAGCCCACGCGAGGCAGCAGCACUGAGCCAACAGCAGGGCCUGCGAGAGCGGCAGCGGCUUCGGGAGGAGCGGAAGCAGCAGGAAGAGCUGCUGAAAGCCUUUGAGACACCAGAGGAGAAGCGCGCACGAAGACUGGCCAAGAAGGAGGCGAAAGAACGCAAAAAGCGGGAGAAGAUGGGCUGGGGCGAGGAGUACAUGGGGUACACCAACACUGACAACCCCUUCGGGGACAACAACCUGCUGGGGACCUUCAUCUGGAACAAGGCCCUGGAGAAGAAGGGGAUCAGCCACCUGGAGGAGAAGGAGCUAAAGGAGCGAAACAAGAGGAUCCAGGAAGACAACCGGCUGGAGCUGCAGAAGGUGAAGCAGCUGCGCCUGGAGAGGGAGCGAGAGAAAGCCAUGCGAGAGCAGGAGCUGGAGUUGCUGCAGCGCGAGAAGGAGGCUGAGCACUUCAAGACGUGGGAAGAGCAGGAGGACAGCUUCCACCUGCAGCAGGCCAAGCUGCGCUCCAAGAUUCGCAUCCGGGAUGGGCGAGCCAAACCCAUCGACCUGCUGGCCAAGUACAUCAGCGCUGAGGACGACGACCUGGCGGUUGAGAUGCAUGAGCCCUACACGUUCCUCAACGGGCUCACGGUGGCCGACAUGGAGGACCUGCUGGAGGACAUCCAGGUGUACAUGGAGCUGGAACAGGGCAAGAAUGUGGACUUCUGGCGGGACAUGACCAUCAUCACCGAGGACGAGAUCUCCAAGCUCCGCAAGCUGGAGGCCUCUGGCAAGGGACCAGGGGAGCGACGGGAGGGCGUGAAUGCCUCAGUCAGCUCGGAUGUGCAGUCGGUGUUCAAGGGGAAAACAUACAGCCAGCUGCGGGUCAUCUUCCAGGGCAUCGAGGGCAAGAUCCGCGCUGGGGGCCCCAACCUGGACAUGGGCUACUGGGAGAGCCUCCUGCAGCAGCUCCGUGCACACAUGGCGCGGGCACGGCUCCGUGAGCGACACCAGGAUGUGCUGCGGCAGAAACUGUACAAGCUGAAGCAGGAGCAGGGUGUCGAGAGUGGCCCUCUGUUCCCCAUCCUGAAGCAAGAACCGCCAUCCCCCGGGAACAGCCUAGAGCCAGAGGAAGCCGUCCCCACACCGCCUGGGCCCUCGGAGGGCGGCCCUGCCGAGGCCGAGGCUGAGACCGAGGCCGAAGGGGAUGGGGACGGGGAGGCAGACGGGGAGGCGGUACUGAUGGAGGAGGACCUGAUCCGCCAGAGCCUGGACGACUAUGACGCUGGCAAGUAUAGUCCCCGGCUGCUGACGGCGUCCGAGCUGCCACUGGACGCACACGUGCUGGAGCCGCACGAGGACUUGCAGCGCCUCCAGCUGUCACGCCAGCAGCUGCAGGUCACAGGUGACGCCAGUGAGAGUGCCGAGGACAUCUUUUUCCGGCGCGCCAAGGAGGGCAUGGGCCAGGACGAGGCACAGUUCAGCGUGGAGAUGCCACUGACAGGCAAGGCUUACCUGUGGGCCGACAAGUACCGGCCACGCAAGCCACGCUUCUUCAACCGCGUGCACACGGGCUUCGAGUGGAACAAGUACAAUCAGACGCACUACGACUUCGACAACCCGCCACCCAAGAUCGUGCAGGGCUACAAGUUCAACAUCUUCUAUCCCGACCUCAUUGACAAGCGCUCCACACCUGAGUAUUUUCUGGAGGCCUGUGCUGACAACAGAGACUUUGCCACACUGCGCUUCCAUGCGGGCCCACCCUAUGAGGACAUCGCCUUCAAGAUCGUCAGCCGCGAGUGGGAGUACUCGCACCGCCACGGCUUUCGCUGCCAGUUCGCCAACGGCAUCUUCCAGCUCUGGUUCCACUUCAAGCGCUACCGCUACCGCCGCUGACACGGGCCCACUCAGAGCACAGGGUGGAGGCCAUGGGUUGCGUCAUCAGCCUGCAGGCCAACCCCCCCUUUCCUGCACUUUCCAGACUUCCAGAAGCUCCUGACUCAGAUGUCCACGCUCUGGCCCACCACUGGCCCCAGGUGGGGCUGCCCUCCAUUAGCACAAAAGAUCAGAGUCACAGGUGACCUUGUUGUCCACAAGGUGGGCCUGGACCCUCCCACUUUGCUGGCCCUGGGGCAUCCAGGCUGUGCCUCAUCUGUUUCAGUGUGGCCCACCCAGGAAAUGACUUUCUUUUUUAUUUUGUUGUUAGGUCACAUCCAGCGGCACUCAGGGGUUACUCCUGGGUCUGCACUUAGAAAUCAUCCCUGGCAGGCUCAUUGGACUAUAUGGGAUGCCAGAGAUCGAACCCGGGUCCAUUCGGGGUUGGCCAUGUGCAAGGUAAAUGCCCUACUGCUGUGCUAUCUCUUGAGGAAAUUAUUUUCAUUUGACAUUUUCCUCGGGAAGCUACUACCUUGCCUGACUGAACCUCAGCCCAGAUUCCCAGCCUCCUGUGGGACAUUUGCAGUUCCUACUCUACAACGACUUUUCUAGGUGGAAAAAAAAGAAAACUAUUUUCCUUUUGUUGUUCUACAAGCGUGCAUGAUUUUCUAAUAAAAGUUUUAUUUUGGGGUA